CCAAGACAAGAAGUAGUAGUGGAAAUGAAACAUCACCUUCACAAGUAAGAGUUCAUUUUUUUUUCUCUCUUGAAAAUAACACACAUAAGAGUUUGAUCAAAAACAACCUCACACAUAGUGAUGACAGAUGUUUCUCAUUAAGACUGACAACUAAAGAAAAGUAACAAAACAACAUGAACUGAUCAGUUACUACAUUUUUACUAAGAAUUUCUUUUUUUUUCUUCAACUUUAAUACUCAUCAAUAUCUCUUUAAUUUGGAGGUUACAACAACACUACAUCAACAUCAUCAUCAUCAUCAAUCUCAAUUUCUCACCAUGAAGAAUGAUAGUGACAUUGAAUCCAUUGAUCAAGAAAGUGGAGAAGAAACUACUCAGCUAGAUCUAACAACAAAUUCUUCCUCCAUUGACAACACAAUGCAGCAUCUGCAUGCAGAUCAAAAGUCCACCACUAACAAAAGGUACAUACCCCUUUUGGUUAUUAACUACCUUUUGCUCUUUGUAGGGUCACUUUCUUCAAGUUUACUCUCAAAGUACUAUUUUAUCCAUAAAGGUUCUAGUAGAUGGGUUUCAACUUGGGUUCAAUCUUCAGGUUUUCCUCUCUUAUUAGUCCCAAUUUUUUCACCUUAUUAUCUUCUAAAUUCAACAAAAAGAAAACCCUUUUCAGAUUUCAACCCAAAGAUGUUAACUUUAUCAAUUUCCAUUGGUGUUAUGUUGGGUGUCAAUAACCUUUUCUUCUCAUGGGGAAAUUCAUAUCUACCUGUUUCAACCUCAGCCCUUUUGUUAUCUUCACAGCUAGUUUUCAAUCUUGUUCUUUCUGUUAUCAUUGUGAAGCAAAAAAUCACCUUUUCAAAUCUCAACUGUGUGAUCCUUCUUACACUAAGUUCUAUCCUUCUUGCAUUGGAUUCUAGUAAUGAAAAACCAAAUGGGCUAACUAAAAAAGAGUACUUUAUUGGAUUCUUUUGCACAAUUGGUGCAGGGUUGUUAUUUGCAUUGUAUUUACCAGUGAUGGAGAAGGUUUAUAAAGAUGUUUAUUGUUAUGAAAUGGUGAUGGAAAUGCAGCUUAUAAUGGAGAUUGCAGCCACUGUUUUAGCUACUAUAGGUAUGGGAAUGGAUGGUGGAUUUUCUGAAAUGAAGAGAGAAAGUGAAGAAAUUUUUGAUAAGGGAAGUUUGGUUUAUUGGGUGACAGUUAUGGCUAAUGUGGUGACGUGGCAGUUUUGUUUUAUGGGAACUGCUGGAAUGGUGUUUUUGACAUCUUCAUUAACUGGUGGGAUUUGUAUGACAGCUUUGUUGUCUAUGAAUGUGUUGGGAGGUGUUUUGGUGUUUAGAGAUGCAUUUGGUGGUGUUAAGGCUGUUUCAACUGUUUUGUGCAUGUGGGGAUUCUGUUCUUAUGUUUAUGGUAUGUAUGUUAAGAUGUUGGAAGAGAAAGGUAGAAUGAAGAACCAGAAUGAGUCUUCUACUGAGAUGAUUUAUAUGAAUAAUCAUCAUGUGUUUGAUUGAAAAAGUAAUACAUUUGUAUGAAGUUGAUCUCUUAGCUAGUUUGAUUAGGAGUAGGACUCAAGGUAACUUGGGUUGUUUAAUUACAUGUGAAAAUUAGUUAUAUUCUUAUUAUUAAAUGGACUUGUAUAACUAACAAUUGUUGAAAUAGAUGGUUGAAUUGGAUCUAUACCCUCUACAAUUUCUUUCA
Medicago truncatula (barrel medic) is the source of this 1683-nucleotide messenger RNA. Its product is annotated as probable purine permease 4. The record is from RefSeq and is a predicted model, not a curated record. NCBI's taxonomy places the organism in Eukaryota, Viridiplantae, Streptophyta, Magnoliopsida, Fabales, Fabaceae. The coding region runs from base 315 to 1496 and encodes 393 amino acids. Gene Ontology annotation, molecular function: purine nucleoside transmembrane transporter activity. Gene Ontology annotation, cellular component: membrane. The transcript has a single exon.